Messenger RNA from Plasmodium reichenowi, 300 nucleotides. Its product is annotated as surface-associated interspersed protein 4.1 (SURFIN 4.1). NCBI's taxonomy places the organism in Eukaryota, Apicomplexa, Aconoidasida, Haemosporida, Plasmodiidae. The transcript has a single exon. The annotation marks the transcript as partial. The record is from RefSeq and is a predicted model, not a curated record.
UAAAUGAUCAUUUUAUUGAAAACGAAAUUAAUAUACAUAGAAUGAAAAAAGAUAUUCCCAUAAAACAUUGGAACCACAUAUAUCAUAAAUGGUUACAUGAAGACAACAAAAAGGAAGAUAUGAUUGUAACAUUAAAAAGUAAAGAGAAGGAAAAGGAACAAAAUGUUAUAGAGGAAUCAUCAUUAGUUACAAAAAGAAAGAAAUGGAAAACUAUCAUUGAGAUAUAUAUAGAAGUAAUGAAUGAAUGUAAAAAGGAUGAGUGGGAAGAACAUCGAGGAGAUUUUUUACAAAUCUGUUUAG